Messenger RNA from Arachis duranensis, 1625 nucleotides. RefSeq names its product putative GDP-L-fucose synthase 2. Gene Ontology annotation, molecular function: GDP-L-fucose synthase activity. The record is from RefSeq and is a predicted model, not a curated record. NCBI's taxonomy places the organism in Eukaryota, Viridiplantae, Streptophyta, Magnoliopsida, Fabales, Fabaceae. Gene Ontology annotation, biological process: nucleotide-sugar biosynthetic process.
AGGUAAGAACUAAGAAGUUAUCUUUUAAUUUCCCUUUCUGAUUUGAUCUCAGAACACCGACACCUAUACCUCACUCUCUCCCUCCGCCGCCGCCGUUCUUCUCUCCGGAGGAGACGCUACCUUUCAGAUCUCAGUCACCAUCACAGGAAUCCAAUUCAUUUACUGUGCGUUCCAAUUCAACUCUUCAGCUUCACUCACUCAGUCUCUUUCAUUUUCUCACUACAUCAAAAAGCUUUGAUUCCUUUGGCUUUCUUUCAGUCAGUAGCGUCAGGUUUUGAUUUGAACUUUGAAAACCUGCUGCUUUGCCAGACAACCAGAUCUUGCAUCACACACCAACAUGGGAAGCCAUGACAACGCAUUGGCAUCAAACUCAUUUCUAGCUGACAAAUCUGCUAAAGUUUUUGUCGCUGGUCACCGGGGUCUUGUUGGUGCAGCCAUUGUUCGCAAGCUGACACAACUUGGGUUCACUAAUCUCGUCUUACGUUCCCAUGCUGAGCUCGAUCUCACUCGCCAAUAUGAUGUUGAAGCCUUCUUUGCCUCCAAAAAGCCUGAAUAUGUUAUUGUAGCUGCAGCAAAAGUCGGUGGUAUCCAUGCUAACAACACCUACCCUGCUGAUUUCAUUAGCAUAAACCUCCAGAUCCAGACCAAUGUCAUUGAUUCCGCUUAUCGUAAUGGCACUAAGAAGUUACUGUUCUUGGGUUCCUCUUGCAUAUACCCGAAGUUUGCACCUCAACCAAUCCCAGAAGAUGCUUUGCUUACUGGUCCCUUAGAGCCCACGAAUGAGUGGUAUGCGAUUGCUAAGAUUGCUGGGAUUAAAAUGUGCCAGCUUAAUGGGCCUUACGACAAUUUUCAUCCGGAGAAUUCACAUGUUUUGCCUGCUUUGAUGCGAAGGUUUAAUGAGGCAAAGAUCAACGGUGCCAAGGAGGUUGUAGUGUGGGGCACUGGAAGUCCAUUGAGGGAGUUCUUGCAUGUUGAUGAUUUAGCUGAUGCGGUUGUUUUCAUGAUGGAGAAGUAUAGUGGACUAGAGCAUUUGAAUGUAGGGAGUGGGAAAGAGGUUACUAUUAAGGAAUUGGCUGAGCUGAUGAAGGAAGUGGUCGGAUUCGAGGGAGCUCUUGUUUGGGAUACUUCAAAGCCUGAUGGGACUCCAAGAAAGUUGAUGGACAGCUCGAAACUUGCUGGCAUUGGUUGGACACCGAAAAUAUCCCUUAAGGAUGGUCUUGUUGAUACAUACAGAUGGUACUUGGAGAACUACAAGCUAUGAUUCAGCUGUUCAAACAGAAUGUGCCAUAUUUCCUUCUUAGGUACUCGUGAUUUGAGCAUGAAGAAUUCUUCAUAAAACAUUAUACAAAGAGGAGUAUAUCAUCAAUUUUUAUGUACCAAUUAUGUGCAAUGAAAACUGUGGUUUUCUCUAGAGAUCAAACAAUUAAAUCUAUUUUAAAAUUUGUGUUAUCAUGAUCUUAUAGCAGGUGCUCAUUCAAGAGUUUCUUGAUUGCCUUGAGUGAGUUUGAAAAUUUCUUGAUCACGUGUGUGAAUCUGCUAUACAUUGUAAUACUUCAACGCCUUCUUGUAUGCAUUCUUGUUAUCCAUUCACAGCAGACAAUAAAAUUUUAGAAAUUUGUGUCUCC